AAGUGUGAAUUAAAGUCUCCCCUGAGCCUAAUCUCUCACCAAGGCCAGGCUUUUAUUUUACCUCAGCAAGUUACAGCUCAGCAAAUGCAACAACUUCUCCAGCAACCCAGUGUCAUGUCUACUCACCAACUUCAACAACUCCUGCAACUCCAGCAGCAGACAUUUAUCCAACAACAACAGGAAUUACAGAAGCAGGCGCAGAUCCUCCAACAGAUGCAGACAGCCGCCGCUGGAGAAGGCAAGACCAAUAAGCUCCAGCAACAGCAACAGCACCACCUCCAAGCUCUGGCCAUGCAGCAACACCUGAUGUCUCAGACUGGACAGCUUCUCUUACCACAAUCUAAUCAGGCCCUCCAUCUCUCUCAUUUAGGACAAGCAAUGAGUGCAGCCGAAGUCCAAGCACUGUGGAAGGAGGUGUCAGCAAAUGUUGUUGACGAGAAGGCAAGUUCCGUAUCAACAGGGGCAAGUUCAUCGGGAUCGUCAGUGGUCACACAAUCUAGGCCCGUUGUAAAAGGCAUCCCAGAGGGCGCUCUAAUGCAUCCUGCUGGCUUCUUGGUUGCUCCUCCACAAAUGCAUCCACAGGGAAUGAUAAUUCCAGGAGAGGAGAGUGCAAUAGGCUCCACAAUACAUCCACUGUAUGGGCAUGGGAUGUGCAAAUGGCCUGGAUGUGAGACUAGUUGUGAUGAUUUCCCUAGCUUCCUAAAACACAUUAACAAUGAGCAUGCUCUCGACGACCGGAGUACGGCGCAGGCUCGUGUUCAGAUGCAAGUAGUGAACCAAUUGGAAAUUCAACUGGCCAAAGAACGUGAACGGCUAGCGGCCAUGAUGGCACAUCUGCAUAUGAAACCUCCAGAGCCGAAGACAUCUGUAACUUCAUCUGCAAGCCCUCCAGCUGCCAAAUCUGUCAUUGUUCAAUCACCAACUGUCGUCCAGUCACCCCCUGCUCAUCUUCCCCCUCCUCCAGCUCCACAACAUAUACCACCACCCCAAACAUUACAAAUUAUUUCCUCUAGUCCAAACAUGCCCUCUCCACAUUCUCAUCCUCCUCCACCUGCUAGCCCUAUCCAUACCUCAAUUAGUUCCGGCCCUAUUCGAAGGCGUAUGAGUGAAAAAUAUGGAAUAACAUUGGAUUCUGGCCUGACGCUAGGCCUCCAUAACUUACCAGCUGAGCACCAUCAAAUUCAGAAAAAUUGUGAAUUCUACCGAAAUGCAGACGUGCGGCCACCUUUUACAUACGCAGCUCUGAUUCGCCAAGCAAUUGUGGAAUCGCCUGUAAGGCAACUAACCCUCAAUGAAAUUUACAAUUGGUUUACAAGAACGUUUGCGUACUUUAGAAGAAAUGCUGCUACAUGGAAGAAUGCAGUACGCCAUAAUCUUAGUCUUCAUAAGUGUUUUGUCCGUGUCGAAAACGUGAAGGGAGCGGUUUGGACAGUCGAUGAAUUAGAAUUCAUGAAGAGAAGGCCGCAAAAACUUCAAAUAUCAGGGAGUUUAAGUGCCCCUACCACACCCACCACACCUUCCUCUCCGUUACUGCAUAGGAAUCCCAUUCCACUCAUCAAGAACGAUAUGGUUGAUUUACACCACAGCAUGUACCCGAUGAAGGAAAUAAAACAUGAAUUACCAUUGACUCCAGGAUCAUGUCCCCAAUAUCCGUCCUUUGCUCUCAAGUCACCUGGACACCUAGCCCACGGCAGAGACAAUUCCGUCAUCCAACUUUGUGAGGAUGCUCGCAUGCGCAGCGAACUCACCUCUGAAACAGAGUCAUCGGAAUUGCCUCUGCAACCGCGGAACUUAAACAAAGAUGAGGAGAUGAUGGGAAACGAUGUGGAAAAAGAGUCGGAAGAAGUCGAGCAAAGUUAUAUUGAUAAAACAGAUGAAACAAACCUUGGUAACGGAGAAAUAAUUGAUGAAGAUCCACCAACGCCAACCACCAUCGAAGCCAAGUUUUCCCAGGAAGAGGUCAUGAUAGAUAGCGAAGAUGGCCUCGAUGGACCUCCGACUCAGGUCAAAAUAAUGUCAAAGUUCACAAGCGAGGGAGAAGAGCUCGAGGACAGGUCACCUGUUGACACGAUAUUAGAAAAGUUUAGUAACGACACAAAAAUUGAGGAAUCGUCCGACAAUAUGCAGAUUGAAGAACCGAUGGAAGAGGAAGUGGUUGAGGAGGAUGGCUUUGAAGAACCACCUACGCAGGUCAGAUUCAUGUCAAAGUUCACAAGUCAAGAGGUCGUCGAGGUGCAAAAUGAAGAGGAGCAUGUGUCUGUCUUCCCACCAUUAAAUGGUCAUAUGAUUGAGAAUGAAAGCUUGGACCAUGUGCAGGAGUCGAUGAUUGAAAAUCAUGUCACUCAAUCAGUCUGAUCAAUGCUGAAGAUUUAUAAAAUUGCUGAGACUCAAAUUAGACAGCGAGUUAUGUAAAUCCUGAAAUGCACAUGGUUUGUUGUUAUGGACAGAGGAGUUCUGGUUCCAUAGUUUCUUAGAUGUGCUAGAUGCUCUUCAUAGAGAGGGCGCCAUGCAGCUGGUUGGACUCUAGUAUAUGCAAGAGGUUUGGUGAUGUUCCUCAGGCGUGAUACACCCGAUCUUUCCCUCCCAUUUCUACCUAACAGUAUACUGCUAUCAAUUUGUACAAUACCUUGUGCUGUAAUAAUACUAAUAUUGAAAAAAAAAACUGUUCAGAGCUGAUGAAACAGUCAUGAUUUAACACGUUCGUUGCUAUGCGGUAUCAAAAAGGUAUUCACCACCAAAUAUACACAUUCUCAGUUGCGUGUAAAACAGAACAAACAUUUUUAAUUUAUUUUUUUGAUUAUUAUGUACCUUCCUGAGCUGCCAUUGGUAUGUUAGUGCAAUUAAGGCAGUACCACUAGUGUCAUAAUAAUAUAAAUGUAU
Anneissia japonica is the source of this 2880-nucleotide messenger RNA. Its product is annotated as forkhead box protein P1-like. Gene Ontology annotation, molecular function: DNA-binding transcription repressor activity, RNA polymerase II-specific; RNA polymerase II cis-regulatory region sequence-specific DNA binding. Gene Ontology annotation, cellular component: nucleus. The record is from RefSeq and is a predicted model, not a curated record. Gene Ontology annotation, biological process: regulation of transcription by RNA polymerase II. Lineage: Eukaryota; Metazoa; Echinodermata; Crinoidea; Comatulida; Comatulidae.